Molecule: messenger RNA, 781 nt
Organism: Euleptes europaea (tarantolino)
Lineage: Eukaryota; Metazoa; Chordata; Lepidosauria; Squamata; Sphaerodactylidae
Gene: EDN1
Product: endothelin 1
Exons: 5
Coding region: 1-627 (208 amino acids)
Biological process (GO): regulation of systemic arterial blood pressure by endothelin; regulation of vasoconstriction; intracellular calcium ion homeostasis
Cellular component (GO): extracellular region
Molecular function (GO): endothelin A receptor binding; hormone activity; endothelin B receptor binding
Source: RefSeq, a predicted model, not a curated record
AUGGAUCCGUCGCGGCUCCUCGUGCCUCUGCUUUGGGUGCUCUGCCAGGGGGCUCGGCACGCAGCUGCUUGGGAUGCUCAGCCGGGCGCCGUCGACAAGCUGCCCUCCAGCGCCCCCUGGCCUCUGCGCAGGUCCAAGCGCUGCUCCUGUUCUUCUCUGGAAGAUAAGGAGUGCGUCUACUUCUGCCACUUGGACAUCAUCUGGAUCAACACGCCAGAACGGAUUGUGCCCUAUGGACUCGGGGGCCCUUCUCGAACCAGACGGUCACUGGAAGACUUAACUGUUGCUAACCUGGAAGAGACUCGUGACAGAUGCCAGUGUACUAACAUAAGAGACAAGAAGUGUAGGAACUUCUGCCAGAAGGGAAAACAACAAUGGACCCAAUCUACAAGACAGAAGGGCUGGAAAUCCCUUCAUAAAGACAGAGAUUGCAAAGGUCUGACCUGCAUGCACAUGCAGCUGGCUAACAGCAAGAAAAUGAGAAGGUUAGAGGCCAUGGGUAACAAGAUCAAAGCGUCCUUUAAUGCUGCCAAACUGAAGAGCAGACUGCACAAACGAAAACAGCUGAAGCAUAACCGAACGUAUAAAAAGCAAAAUGUUUGGGAAAGCCUAAAGAUGACGUCUUAGUGGAAAGAUCACCAUCCCUAAUCCUUGAGUAAUCACAAAUUACUGACAAAACAUUGCUGAAGCUCUGUUUUGACUUCUUGACAUUCCACUCCAGGAGAAGACCAUCAAGGAAUGUUGUUCUAAAUAUUAACUCUCAAAAGGUAAAGGAGGGCCC